Molecule: messenger RNA, 845 nt
Organism: Hibiscus syriacus
Lineage: Eukaryota; Viridiplantae; Streptophyta; Magnoliopsida; Malvales; Malvaceae
Product: adenylylsulfatase HINT3-like
Exons: 7
Coding region: 64-648 (194 amino acids)
Biological process (GO): sulfur compound metabolic process; purine ribonucleotide metabolic process
Molecular function (GO): adenylylsulfatase activity
Source: RefSeq, a predicted model, not a curated record
UCAAUUUUCACUCCUCCCCCUCGUACUUUAAAGCAGAUGCCAUAGCCAAAACCCAACUCUCUAAUGGAAGGUCGGAGAUUGGCCCUUCUCUAUUCCCAUCUUUGCCCCUCCCCUUCGCCCUCUCUUCUACCCCUCUCAAUCGUUUCUCCUUCCGCCUGCGCUCCCUACAGGAAAGAAUCCCUUCGAGACGACUGCGUUUUCUGCCUAAUUAUUCGCGGCGAAUCCCCGGCUUUCAAGCUGUAUGAAGAUGAUAUGUGCCUGUGUAUAUUGGAUACCAGGCCUUUGAGUCGUGGGCACUCUCUUAUUAUCCCAAAGUCUCAUUUUUCCUCUUUGGACGCAACUCCACCAUCUGUGGUAGCAGCGAUGUGUUCAAAAGUGCCUUUCCUCGGCAAUGCAAUCAUGAAAGCUACUGGUUCUGAUUCAUUCAACUUGUUGGUUAACAAUGGUGCAGCUGCGGGUCAAGUUAUAUUUCAUACACAUAUUCACAUAAUUCCCCGUAAAGCAGGUGAUUGCUUGUGGACCUCUGAGAGUUUGCAUCGGUGUCCUCUGAAGAUAGACCUGGAAACUUCAGGUCUUGCGAAUCAUGUUCGAGAAUUGUUGCUAAACGUUUCCGGAGAGAGCAAAGAUCAAGUGUCAACUGUGUCUUGAAUCUUCGUGGUAUCAUAAUAUAAAAACAUAUACCUUGUGGCUUGAUCUUAUGUACCAUAGAAUAGAAGUAGAUAGUUCAUUCUUUCAAGAAUCUCGUCGGUCCACCACCAUGUUGUGAUUUUGUUUGUUCAGUCUAAGUUGGAAGCUUGUUGUUUCAGUAUCUAAAACCUAUUAAAAUGUUAGAUUUUUUUCUUUUA